AUGGCAACGAGGGCAAACUUAACGGUCGAUUUUCUGAAAAUUGUUGCAAUAGACGCUAUUGCAAUGUUUUGCAAGAAGUCAUCCCCUUUGCCAGCAUUUGAAGAAUCAAAGAUUGAGGGUGACGGUGUCAAAAAGAAAAAGACCAUCAAAUUCAAAUUCAAACAAGGGGAACAACGAAAAUCACCUAGGCUCAUUGAAGCAAAGAAAAAUCCUAAUGACUACGCCAAGCAUGAUACAAAAGUUGCUGCAGAAGAAGGUGAAAGAAAUUCUACAGAAGAUAUCAGUUUUGAACCAGUUGUGAUUGUUGUAGUUGAUAAGAAUGAGGAUGAAAGAAAUCUGGAUAGUAAUAAUGAAGACAAGGAUGAUGAAGAUGAUUUUAUUGAAGAUGGUAAAAGCAAAAAAACAACUAAGCCUAAGAAAAAAAAAGAGAAAAGCUUCAAGUCCGGUAUAAUUGAUUAUAUAACUGAAAAUAUUGAUAAUUGUAAUGAUAUAUCAGCAGUUGGCACCAUAGACAACAAGGUGGCAUUUGGUGUUGUUAUUCCAUCCGAAGAUGGUUUGUGUAAUAAGAUACAUGGGAGGGAUAUGCCAAUUGGUUGUCUUCGAGUUUCUGUUGAUGGACUGCUCCCCGAUAGUAACAAAGAUGCAUUGCUUCCCGUGCCGGUGCCGGGUGAAAUGGAGUUGGUGACUGAAUAUGUUGGCUCUCACGUAGCAUGGCCAGAAAAUCUAAUCACUUUUCCAUCGGUUGUGGGUGAAGAAAAAGAAUUGUGCCGGCCACAACCAUAG
Daucus carota subsp. sativus is the source of this 783-nucleotide messenger RNA. RefSeq lists its product as uncharacterized. Lineage: Eukaryota; Viridiplantae; Streptophyta; Magnoliopsida; Apiales; Apiaceae. The transcript is spliced from 5 exons. The record is from RefSeq and is a predicted model, not a curated record. The coding region runs from base 1 to 783 and encodes 260 amino acids.